CGGGCGGCCAUGUCGCCUUUGUCUGCGGCGCGGGCGGCCCUGCGGGUCUACGCGGCCGGCGCUGCGGUGCUGGUGGCGCAGCUGCUGCGCCGCUGCCGCGGGGGCUUCGUGGAACCAGUUUUUGGCCGGGGUUGGGCCUGAACCCGCCACCUCCCACUUCUCUGAGCCACAGGCGCUGCCCACUGCGACCCUGAUACAGAUGGUCUAUACACAGGUCCUCACGAAUGAGCGGACGCGCGGCAGGCGGGCUCCGGCAGGGGCAGCGAUGGAGAAUAGAGGGCUGGACAGCUCCCAGACAGACCUGAAGCUAGUGGCCCACCCCCGUGCCAAGAGCAAGGUGUGGAAGUAUUUCGGCUUCGACACCAACGCCGAAGGAUGCAUCUUGCAGUGGAAAAAAAUCUAUUGUCGGAUCUGCAUGGCCCAGAUCGCGUACUCCGGCAACACCUCCAACCUCUCCUACCAUCUGGAGAAGAACCACCCCGAGGAAUUCUGCGAGUUUGUCAAGAGCAACACGGAACAGAUGCGGGAAGCCUUUGCCACCGCCUUCUCCAAGCUGAAGCCCGAGUCCUCCCAGCAGCCAGUGCCCGACGCACUCACCAUGAAGGCUGGACAUGGCCACGAGAGCAAGAGGCAGCAGGAACUGACGGCUGCCGUCGUGGGGCUCAUCUGCGAGGGCCUGUACCCGGCCUCCAUCGUGGACGAGCCCACCUUCAAGGCGCUGCUGAAGACGGCCGACCCCAGGUACGAGGUCCCCACAAGGAAGUUCAUCUCCACCAAGGCCAUCCCCGAAAAAUAUGGGGCGGUCCGGGAGAUCAUCCUCAAGGAGCUGGCCGACGCCUCUUGGUGUGGGCUCUCCACAGACAUGUGGCGUGGUCACAACCAGAACCGUACCUACGUGACGCUGGCUGUCCACUUUCUGGGUGUCAGUUCCCCUAACUGCCUGUCCGUGGGCUCCAGGUGCCUGAAGACGUUCGAGGUGCCCGAGGAGAACACGGCGGAGACCAUCACACGGGUGCUGUACGAGGUCUUCAUCGAGUGGGGCAUCAGUGCCAAGGUCUUUGGGGCCACCACAGACUACGGCAAGGACAUCGUGAAGGCGUGCUCAUUGCUGGACAUAGCGGUCCAGAUGCCCUGCCUGGGACAGACCUUCAACGCUGGCAUCCAGCAGGCUUUUCAGCUGCCUAAGCUGGGUGCCCUGCUGUCCCGGUGCCGCAAAUUGGUAGAGUACUUUCAGCAGUCCACGGUUGCCAUGUACAUGCUCUAUGAGAAGCAGAAACAACAGAACAUGGUGCACUGCAUGCUGGUGAGUGACCGGGUCUUCUGGUGGGGCAGCACAUUGGCCAUGCUGCAGAGGCUCAGGGAGCAGCAGUUUGUCAUUGCUGGCGUGCUGGUGGAGGACAGCAACAACCAUCACCUUAUGCUGGAGGCCACCGAGUGGGCCACUAUCGAGGGACUGGUGGAACUUCUACAGCCCUUCAAACAAGUGGCGGAGAUGCUGUCCGCCUCCAAAUACCCCACGAUCAGCAUGGUGAAGCCACUUCUGCACAUGUUGCUGAAUACUACACUAAAUGUAAAGGAGACAGAUUCUAAGGAGAUCAGCAUGGCCAAAGAGGUGAUUGCCAAGGAGCUGUCCAAGACCUACCAGGAGACGCCCGAGAUUGACAUGUUCCUGAACGUUGCCACCUUCCUGGAUCCCCGCUACAAGAGGCUGCCUUUCCUCUCUGCCUUUGAGCGGCAGCAGGUGGAGAACCGUGUGGUGGAAGAAGCCAAAGGCCUCCUGGAGAAGGUCAAGGAUGGCAGCUACCGGACGCCAGCCGAGGACAAGAUCUUCCCUCUGCCUGAGGAGCCUCCCGUGAAGAAGCUCACACUCGCGUCUACACCGCCACCGACCAGUGUCAUCAACAACAUGCUGGCUGAAAUCUUCUGCCAGACGGGUGGCGUGGAGGAUCAGGAGGAGUGGCAUGCCCAAGUGGUGGAGGAACUGAGCAACUUCAAGUCACAGAAGGUGCUCGGCCUCAAUGAAGACCCUCUCAAGUGGUGGUCUGACCGCCUGGCCUUGUUCCCCCUGCUGCCCAAGGUGCUUCAGAAGUACUGGUGCGUGACAGCCACCCGCCUUGCACCCGAGCGCCUCUUUGGCUCUGCGGCCAAUGUGGUCAGUGCCAAGAGGAACCGGCUGGCCCCUGCACAUGUGGAUGAGCAGGUGUUUCUGUAUGAGAAUGCCCGCAGUGGCGGGGCAGAGGCCGAGCCUGAGGACCAGGAUGAGGGCGAGUGGGGCUUGGACCAGGAGCAGGUGUUCCCAUUGGGGGACGGUGUCAGCGGUGGCUUUUUUGGUAUUAGGGACGGCGCCUUCCUGUAGGGAGGAAACAUCUUAUCUUAGGAGUGGUGACGGGGUAGCCGUUUGGAUGUACUGCUAUAAGUAUCCACCUGGCUGGCUUGGUGUUGAACCUCAAAGAACAUCCAGGGUCCUUGAAACCAAGAGAAAAAAGUUGGGGGAGGAAAGAAAGAUGCAAGAAGAAAGACAAAUGACUUUGCCUUCUCCUCUCUUGUUCAUCUCUCUGGGGACCCUCUUAGGGACUGUAAAUCCUGAGUUCUCCCAUAGCGAGCGGCAAGGCCUGGAGGGAUGUUGUUUCUUCAGAGAAACAACUACAACUUAGGACAUCCCAUGUAAUUCACCGUUGCAGUCCUCCUUCAGGGAGAAUUCAGAAAAUAAACCCGAGAAGACUCUAGGUCUUCCCCUGGAACCGGCCAUUCCCCAGCACCACACCCCCCCUUGGGUCUUCAUCGAAUGUGGUCAUGUUUACAUUGGAACAGGAGCAGGAACCUUGCUUCUGGGAAACUUGGAAGAGAUAACUUUUGCCAAAAUGCCCUUCUAGAAAAGAGAGACAUCUUUUAUGUUUGGGGAAAAAAAAGUGUGAAUAAUGGACAUAUGAUGCAAGCACUUAUAAAAAUGCAAAAAAAAAAAAAAAACCGGAAAAGAUGUUGAACGUGUUAUAUUUUUGGUGCCAUGCCGGCAACCAAUCUUUCUCUCCCUUGUGGAAAUUAUUCACUUUGUAGGCACUGUCUUUGAAACAGUCACUAAGGGGCAUUUAGGUGGCUUGUUUUUGUAUAUUUGAUUCUGAGAGUCGUCCUGGCUUUUUUUCAGGGGGAGGGAGGAAUGUGUGAGAGUCGGUCUGUUUCUUGGAAGUGUUGUUUUUAAACUGUGCUCAUCCAGCUUUCUCGGCACAGGUAGGAUUGUUUCAGAUUGCAUUGCAAGAAAGGAUUCCUGAGUUCUUUGUUUGAAUUCAACACCAUGGGUGCAAUUAAAAAACAAGUAACAAUUAUUCCUGGAUAGUUUUACCUUGGAGGUGGGCAAAAUUAUUAUGAGCUGUGUCCCAUGGUCUAGGGAAGCAGGAUAAGAUACUUUCCAACAGUGAGAACUACUUUUUAAUUUUGAAGGGAAAACGCUUCCGCUUAGCAACCGCCUUGGUCCAAAGAGGCUUGAAGUGUUUGUCAGAGUCUCCAGUGCAAUAAGAUAAGACUGGUUAGGGGGGUUGGUGUGUAGGGAGGGCUGGCUGUGGACAAACCACCCCAUUUGGGUCAUUGGGAAUAUUCCGCAAGGACCCCCCAGACCUGACGGGAUUGCAGAGGGGUCCCAGAAGCCACCUGUAUUUUCACGUGCAGGUGACGACUUCCCAUGUGUGGCUGCAAAGAACGCAGAAUUCCAUCCUUAUAUUCUCAGUGGGUGUGCAAGUUAUAAAAAAUUAAGUGUAAGAGAAAGCUGCUCAACUUGCCUUUUUAAGGGAAAGUUGGGAGAUCUUGCCUCCCUUUUGGUCUGCGGUGGAAAAUAGAGGUCAGUAUUUUCCUCUCGGUGGGCUCUUACUGUGUGGUGUCACCCACGUGCCCUUCACCUGUCUCUGAGUCCUUUGGUUUAUUUUAUUUUUUUUGUAAAUCACCCCCAAAGUGUGUAUCACGAGCUGCCUCUGUGUGCCUCGUUUUUAUUUUUAAGCCAUUGGUUCCCCCCCUUUACUUGUACCUUGUUUAAUGCUCUCAGACUGGACCCUUGCCCAGUAAAGCAGAGAAAUAAAUUAGCUUCCUAAUGUAUCUGUCAACUGUUUGCUGG
This is a messenger RNA of Nycticebus coucang (slow loris), 4099 nucleotides long. RefSeq names its product zinc finger BED-type containing 1 (gene ZBED1). Gene Ontology annotation, cellular component: nucleus. Gene Ontology annotation, molecular function: DNA binding; protein dimerization activity. Gene Ontology annotation, biological process: regulation of transcription by RNA polymerase II. The record is from RefSeq and is a predicted model, not a curated record. The coding region runs from base 200 to 2356 and encodes 718 amino acids. The transcript has 3 exons. Lineage: Eukaryota; Metazoa; Chordata; Mammalia; Primates; Lorisidae.